Hyla sarda is the source of this 747-nucleotide messenger RNA. It is a transcript of the gene ELOC, whose product is annotated as elongin C. Gene Ontology annotation, molecular function: protein-macromolecule adaptor activity. Gene Ontology annotation, cellular component: elongin complex. Bases 157 to 495 code for a protein of 112 amino acids. The transcript has 4 exons. NCBI's taxonomy places the organism in Eukaryota, Metazoa, Chordata, Amphibia, Anura, Hylidae. Gene Ontology annotation, biological process: ubiquitin-dependent protein catabolic process. The record is from RefSeq and is a predicted model, not a curated record.
ACGUUACAGCGGACUCCGGGUGACGUAUUUCCGGUUCCGCUGCAGGGCCGAGACCUUCCGGAAGUGAUUGGGCUGCCGUCGCUAGGUGGUCCCCGAGCCUGUGGUGGGAGAAACGGUGCCCGGUGGGAAUAUUUAUUCAGAAGAUAUAUCAUCAGAAUGGACGGUGAAGAGAAGACAUAUGGCGGCUGUGAAGGGCCUGAUGCUAUGUAUGUAAAACUUAUUUCCUCUGAUGGUCAUGAGUUCAUUGUUAAAAGGGAACAUGCUUUGACAUCUGGAACAAUAAAGGCCAUGUUGAGUGGUCCAGGGCAGUUUGCUGAAAACGAAACAAAUGAAGUGAAUUUUAGAGAGAUCCCGUCUCACGUCCUGUCUAAAGUCUGCAUGUACUUUACCUACAAAGUCCGUUACACAAACAGUUCUACGGAAAUCCCAGAGUUUCCCAUUGCGCCGGAGAUCGCACUGGAGCUCCUGAUGGCAGCCAACUUCCUAGAUUGUUGAAUAAAGUAAAUUAUGGGGAAAUAACUAUGUAAAAUGUUUUUCUUUUGUAUUUAAAACCAUAAAAACCGCCUCCUUUAUAUAUGUUCUUUCCUUUGGUCAUCUUAGCAUGUUUGCUCUUUGUUUUCUGCGUGAUGUACAUUAUGCUACGGUAUUCCCUUAUUUCUCAGCAAAGCUCUAAAAUCCUCUGCAUCUCCACAUACAGAUUACUUUCCCACAUCAUAGUAAUAUUAAUAAACCAGUAUGAGAAUUGGA